UGUCACUAUUACUUCAUGCUCAUUGGCCCAAUACCGAGAGAGGCAGAGGCUGAGCGAAGGCAAACAAGGGGAGAGAGAAAGAGCCGGACCCCCGCGCUCUGCUCCAUCGAUCUGCAGAGGCGCACUGAGGAUCCUCUAUCUGCGCUGGGCACGGAUUUCUCUCUUUCCUUCAUCUUCUGGAAUGCCAAAGGUGGAUCAGCUGUUUUGAACAGGAUGCUGCUGGGCAAUUUGAUAGUGUUAGUAUUCUCUCUUUUGGGAACGGACCUCAGCAGAGCUCACAUAUUUGAAGCCACACGAUCUGGAGAAGGAGAUAGCUCACCACCUUUUAUGAAAUUGGUAUCAGUGUACGACAGCAAAGCGGGCUCAUGUAAGGGGAGAUGCUUUGAGCUGGAAGAAGCAGAUCCUCCAGGAUGCAGAUGUGACAAUCUGUGUAAAACUUACCUCAGCUGUUGCUCUGAUUUCGAUACUCACUGCCUAAAAACAGCUGGGGGGUUUCAGUGUUCACGUGAACGCUGCGGGGAGACCAGGAAUGAUGACCAUGCCUGCCACUGUUCAGAUGACUGCCUUGAGAAAGGAGACUGCUGUUCUAAUUACAAAUCCACCUGCAGAGGUGAGACAUCAUGGUUGGAGGACAGCUGUGAAGAUAUCAAGAGUCCUGAAUGUCCUGCAGGUUUUGUUCGUCCUCCUCUCAUCAUGCUGUCUGUUGAUGGAUUUAGAGCUUCCUACCUGAAGAAGGGCAAAUUUGUCAUCCCAAACUUGCAUAAACUCAGAUCAUGUGGAGUAUCACCUCCAUACAUAAGACCAGUCUAUCCAACUAAGACAUUUCCCAAUUUAUACACCCUAGCCACAGGUCUGUACCCAGAGUCCCAUGGAAUUGUGGGAAACACCAUGCAUGACCCAGUGUUCAAUGCCACCUUCAGCCUGCGCUCAAGGGAGAAAUUAAACCACCGCUGGUGGGGUGGAGAGCCAAUCUGGAUUACAGCAGAGAAACAAGGAGUAAAAGCAGCAACUUUCUUCUGGCCCUGGGUCAUUCCUCUGGAAAGAAGGAUUUUGACCAUACUCCGUUGGCUCAAGCUUUCAGAUGAAGAGAGGCCGUAUGUCUAUGCAGUCCACUCAGAGCAGCCGGAUACCUUUGGUCACCGUCUCGGACCACUUAGCAGCGAGCUGGACAACCCUCUGAGGGAAGUCGACAACAUCAUUGGUCAGCUUAUGAAUGGACUCAAACAGAUGAAUCUACACCGAUGUGUCAACGUCAUCAUUGUAGGGGAUCAUGGUAUGGAUGAAGCCCACUGUGAUAGGACAGAGUUCCUCAGCAGCUACCCUCUAAAUCUAGAUGAAAUCAUCCUCAUCCCUGGUGCCAUUGGUAGAAUACGUCCCCGUGACCCCAAAUCAGCCACAUAUGACCCAAAGGUUGUGGUUGGAAACCUUACUUGUAAAAUGCCUACUCAGCACUUUAAACCAUACCUGAAGCAGCAUUUACCCAAGAGGCUUCACUACGCCAACAACCGCAGGAUCGAGGAUGUCCAGCUGGUGAUGGAGAGAAAAUGGCACAUUGCUAAAAAAAUGCCAGAAAAACCCAGAACUCCAUGCUUUUUCUUCGGUGACCAUGGCUUCGACAACAAGUAUACAAGCAUGAGGACUAUUUUUGUCGGCCAUGGACCAAGCUUCAAAUUUCAGAAAAGUGUUCCAGAGUUCGACAACAUAGAGUUAUACAACGUCAUGUGCGAUUUGUUAGGUUUGAAGCCGGCUCCCAACAAUGGAACACACGGCAGCUUGAACGACUUGCUGAAGAAUCCACCAUUCCAUCCCACCGUGCCAGAGGAAGUCACACCUCCGUCACCAGCUUCUGACUCUGACAUGGUGACUCAUGAUCUGGGCUGCAACUGUGAGGAUGAGAACAGGGUGGAGAUCAUUGAAACUUUUACUCCUGCACCAGAUGGGGUAUACAGCUACAACAGAACCCAUCUUCCCUUUGGACGCCCAGCAGUGAUGUUCACCACUCGGUACAGUCUACUACAUCAUGUGGAGUUCAUCAGUGGAUACAGUAAAGAACUGGCCAUGCCGUUAUGGACCUCAUACACUCUGCCCCAGCAGGAGGAUCCAGCUCCCGUUCCAGAAGUUUCACCCUCUAAUAACUGUGUCAGGGUUGACCCAAGAGUGUCUUCAGCUUACAGCCAGAGCUGCACAGGCUAUAACCACAACAGCCACCUCACAUAUGGCUUCCUCUUUCCCCCAGAUUUUGCAAUAUCUUCUGAAUCCAGAUAUGAUGCUUCACUCAUCACCAACACUGUCCCUAUGUACCCUGCUUUUAAAAGAAUUUGGAGUUACCUGCAGAGGACACUGCUAAGACUUUACAGUAACGAAAACAAUGGUAUUAAUGUUCUGUGCGGGCCUAUCUUCGACCAUAACUACGAUGGCCUUCGAGACACUACGGAGCAGAUUAAAGAGUUUUCAGAAGAAGCACUGCCCAUUCCUACCCACUUCUACACCAUUGUGACAAGUUGCCAGGAGAUGAACCAGACGGUGGAUGAGUGUGAAGGGGCACUUCAGGUGUUCUCCUUCAUCCUUCCUCACAGGCCAGACAACAGUGAAACCUGCAAUAAUGCCGAGAAUGAGUCCCAGUGGGUUGAAGACAUGCUGAAGCACCACACAGCUCGAGUUCGGGAUGUGGAGAUCUUAACGGGCCUGGACCUUUACAGAUCCACCAACCUCACCUAUACCAGCAUCCUGGGCCUCAAAACCUACAUGAACACCUUUGAGAAUGAUGACUAGACUAAGAAACUCAGACACAGAUGCACAGAAUGUCAUGACAGCCCUGUAUUAUCUCUGCAUGCUCGCUGAAGUAUACUUAUUUUGCUUCAAAGGAACUGUUUAAGAAGAGCUUUAACAUGGGGGUACAUUUCUGGUAAUUAAUAAAAAAGACCUUUCUCUAACAUAAUGCAUAUUGAAACUGAAGACAGUAAGGUUUUAGCAAAGAUUAGUAACACUAAGCCUUAAACAAGAUCUUAUCAUGGAGGCAGACUUCAUGAGCAACUGAAACAAAAAAUUGCUUCUGAUGUUACGCAUGAAUUGAAACAGAAAGAGCGCACCUAACCCUGUAAUCUAUAUGCAAUUAAAGAGAUCCUCCUAUUAACUGAAAAGCACAUAAGCUCAGACAUAUUGUAUUUUCCCAGUGAUUGUAAAAGCAAAAGCAAAUCACAUCUUGUGAAAAAAAAUGCUAUAAUUUGGAUAUACAACCAAAAGAAUUCAUGCUUACCUCCCUUAAAAUGCUUACAGAAGCACCGAAGUAUGCCACAUAAUGCAAAAAAUUAUAAUUUGUCUGCAUACUGAAUCUAACCCCAUAUAAUACUCUGGUACCAAUGCUGGGUCAACCAAAGCUAACCAUAUCUUUACUUUUUUGCUCAACAUUUAUAAAAUAUAGAACUGUUCAAAACAUAAAAAAACUAA
Messenger RNA from Cyprinodon tularosa, 3447 nucleotides. It is a transcript of the gene enpp2l, whose product is annotated as ectonucleotide pyrophosphatase/phosphodiesterase family member 2. Gene Ontology annotation, molecular function: calcium ion binding; phosphatidylcholine lysophospholipase A1 activity; alkylglycerophosphoethanolamine phosphodiesterase activity. Gene Ontology annotation, biological process: immune response; phosphatidylcholine catabolic process. NCBI's taxonomy places the organism in Eukaryota, Metazoa, Chordata, Actinopteri, Cyprinodontiformes, Cyprinodontidae. The record is from RefSeq and is a predicted model, not a curated record.